AUGUUUCCGUUUACGUUGGUCGUUGUCGUCGUUUUAAAACCGUUGAACGUAAUAUUAAUUUAUCGUUUACCUGCGGCGGCGUACUGGCGCUGUUGUCAGAAAAUAAUGCAUGCUUCCCCUUACUAGUUACUGCGCAUUUUCACGGUUUACUUUUUACCGAUUAUUUAAUUGAAAUUUAAUCGAAUUUUUUAACAGGCGAGGUGAAUGACACCGUGGAAGGGGCUAUGAUUGGAAUGGAGCUCGGUUUGGGGCACCAUGGUGGCUCGUUGCACCCCCACACCAUGCCGCAACAUCAGAUGCACGCGCAAGGCCUCAUGCAUCAGACGCAACAGCAAAUGCACCACGACGAUGGUAAAAAUGAGAAAAGUAAGACGGACCAAAACUCACAAAAACUCGAAUAUUUUGAUUUUUGAUCUGUCUGCUAAUCGUUCAUUAUCAAUAUUAAUUAUUAUGUAAACAUAUUAUUAUUGUCGGAAAACAAUAGUUGUUUUGGAUUAACACUCAGUUAUAAAAUAUCAAAUAUAAAUAAAGUAAAAAAAUAAAAAUAACAACAUUAAUUAACUUAUUAGAGCAAGAACAAAACCGAACCGGGAGUUGUAAGAAAAAAAAAAAAAAAAACACUGAAAGUUGCUUGUUUAUGUAUAAUGAGCUCGAGGAAAAUGAGAUUUUGAAUGCGCCGGUUAGACUUUAAAAAUAAUAUUCUCGUAUACCGAUAUUCGUGUGUAAUAAUACAACAUCAUAAAUCUAUGGCAUUUUAUCGCGUAGUUGUCAUCGCCAUCUACUCGAAUACUAUUGCAGAUUUACUCACUGUGUAAACCAUAUGAAUUUGUUCCUAUAAAUUUGUCGUCUUCUUAAUUUUUGAUUUUACGUUCAAUUUUUUCACCCAUGUUGUUCUAUUACGUAAUAACAGUUUUUGAAAUCGAAACCGGUCGUGCGUACACGCACAACUUUUCGAACACUUGAAGAUGUGUUUUGUUCUUUUUCUAAUAAUUUAUUUAUUUGUUUUUACAUAUAUAUAUAUAUUUGAUAAUUUGCUGUCGUCGUGAAACUCACAACGCGCGGAUCAAAGUCACGGAUCGUAUUUAUUUUUUUUUUUUAUUUGCUUUGGGAACGUGUAAACGUAUUUCUUACAUAAUAACAAUAAUACAUUUUACCUACAUAAUUUUAAAAGAGAUUAUAAUAGAGAAAUCCGAAACGAACUUUGAUUUACGAUCCGAGACGACGCCGCCUCACGGGAUUUAUCCGAAACGUAUAAACUUCUUGAUGGUUUUUCUUUUUCGUUUCAGUGGGAUCGGGAAACAUCAGCAGCAGCAGCAGCGUCAACGGAUUUUCGCAAGAAGGUAAGUGCUACAAUAUCGCAUACAAAUAUUUUAUAAUGAUAUACAGGUAAAAUUAUAACGUAUUAUCAUAUAGUAUUAUAUUGA
Messenger RNA from Cinara cedri, 1424 nucleotides. Lineage: Eukaryota; Metazoa; Arthropoda; Insecta; Hemiptera; Aphididae. The record is from the annotation of a GenBank genome assembly.